GCCGCGGGAGGAAUUAUACAGACUCGAAACAAGGGGCAUAUUCCGAUGAGUCUAAUUCAGGAGAGUAAUAUGGGAGUUGAUGAUGACAUUGAUGACUAUCUAGUAGACCAUCCGGAGAGUGAUGGAAACCAUGAUGAUGAGGAUGAGGACGAGGAUGAUUCCGAGGAUGACGAUGAUGACAUCGCUGAUGAUCCGGCCGACCAAGCUGAUGAAGACCGCGCUGACAAUCCAACGGCUAGUGCAGGUACAGCCACAAGUGAAAAAGGAAAAGGCUACAAUCUUAGAGAAGAUCCGCCACGUCGGAGUGCUAGUCGGUAUACCCCCUCCCCAUUUAACAAGCUUGCCAAGAAGUGCAAAAAGUUAUGCACAGGUUUAAAGUGGGCAGCGAGAAAAUGAUGUGUUUCAUGUUGUUAAUUAAGGUUUAUGGGUUGGUUGUAUUACUUAGGGUGUUGUUACUAUUUAAUGUUGACUGUGUAUAAAAUUAGGGACAUUGUAUUACUUAGUU
Molecule: messenger RNA, 505 nt
Organism: Arachis ipaensis
Lineage: Eukaryota; Viridiplantae; Streptophyta; Magnoliopsida; Fabales; Fabaceae
Source: RefSeq, a predicted model, not a curated record